AUGGCGCGCAGUCCCAUCUUCUCGGCGACCCUCCAAGCCGCCCUCCUGGGCGCAACCUCCAACAUCCUCGCGCAGCUGAUUGAAGCGUACAGAAAACAGGCCGCCCUCCGGGUCGACUGGAUCCCGGUGUUCCAGUUCCUCCUAUUCAGCAUCAUCAGCACCCCGCCCAAUUUCAUAUGGCAGGAUUUCCUCGAGUCCACCUUCCCGGCUCGUCGUCGUCGUCAUGCUGCCAAGUCCCCCCCCGAGGCCGGGGGUGACGCAGAACGCGCGCCUCUGGAUAAGCGCAACACCCUCGUCAAGUUCGCCUUGGACCAGACCGUCGGGGCCGUCUUCAACACGCUCCUUUUCAGCAUAUACAUCCACUCGAUUCAUCUCGCAAUGCCGCAUGCGCCGCGUAUCACCAGCUUCACCAAGGCGACGGGGUAUUGGCUGUCUCCUGGCGCGAUUGACUUCUCGGCUGUGGAUAUGAAGGUCGUGCUGGACGCGGCGUUUGCGGAGUUUUGGACCAUUGUGCUGGCGGGCGUUAAGCUGUGGCCGGCGGUGAGCCUCGUCAACUACACCUUGGUCAAGACGGUGGAGGGGAGGAACCUGGUGGGUUGCGUAGCUGGGCUCGGUUGGGGGGUGUACAUGAGCAUGAUUGCGGCCAGGGACUGA
This is a messenger RNA of Ustilaginoidea virens, 654 nucleotides long. RefSeq lists its product as uncharacterized. Bases 1 to 654 code for a protein of 217 amino acids. The record is from RefSeq and is a predicted model, not a curated record. The transcript is spliced from 3 exons. Gene Ontology annotation, cellular component: cytoplasm; membrane. Lineage: Eukaryota; Fungi; Ascomycota; Sordariomycetes; Hypocreales; Clavicipitaceae.